Messenger RNA from Pyrus x bretschneideri (Chinese white pear), 1783 nucleotides. Its product is annotated as geraniol 8-hydroxylase-like. The transcript has 2 exons. The coding region runs from base 16 to 1569 and encodes 517 amino acids. Lineage: Eukaryota; Viridiplantae; Streptophyta; Magnoliopsida; Rosales; Rosaceae. The record is from RefSeq and is a predicted model, not a curated record. Gene Ontology annotation, molecular function: oxidoreductase activity, acting on paired donors, with incorporation or reduction of molecular oxygen; monooxygenase activity; heme binding.
AUCCCCAAUGAAAAGAUGUAUUUAUGUCCUCUCAAUUGUGGCAACAUUUACAGUUUGGGAGAAGAAAUGGAUUUCUUGAGUUGCAUACUACUAGGUCUAAUGGUUGCAUGGAUCUCAAUUCACACCCUCUAUUAUUCGCUUGGAAGAAGAUCAUUAGAUACCACAAGGCUUCCACCAGGACCAAACCCACUUCCCUUCAUUGGCAAUCUCUUAGAGCUUGGUAACAAACCCCAUCUCUCUCUCACUAAGCUUUCACAACGCUAUGGCCCAAUUAUGACUUUGCAUCUCGGCCAAAUAACAACCGUGGUAAUUUCUUCAUCAACCGUCGCCAAAGAAGUCCUCCGAACCCAUGACCAACUCUUCUGCAACCGAACCGUCCCAGAUGCGCUCCAAGCCUGUCAACAUUCCACGUACAGCAUGGCGUGGAUACCGGUUUCAGCUACAUGGAAAAACCUCCGCAAAACAUGUAACUCGCAAUUGUUCACCACCAAAAUUCUCGACGCCAACCAAGCCAACCGUCACCUGAAAGUGCAAGAGCUCAUAUCCGACGUCAAUGAAAGCGCUGUAAAAGGUGAGGUGGUUGAUAUCGGACGGGCUGCUUUCAAAACUUCGCUCAAUUUGCUAUCGCGUACCAUCUUCUCUGUGGAUUUAGUGGACCCACACAGUGCUAGGGCGAGAGAGUUCAAGGAGCUGGUAUGGAGUAUUCUUGAAGAGUCUUUGAAACCUAACUUGGCUGACUAUUUUCCUGUGCUGAAAAGGAUUGAUCCCCAGGGGAUACGACGCCGUCAGACCGGUUACUACCGGAAGAUGUUUGACAUCUUUGAUCGCUUGAUGAUGCAACGGUUUGAAUCAAGAAAAGAGCUUGAUUAUGCCAUGACUAAUGACAUGUUAGAUACCCUGAUAAACCUUAGUGAAAAGAAAAAUGAGGAUAUGGACAUGGAUGAAACUCAACAUCUGUUCCUGGAUCUAUUUGCUGCGGCAACAGAUACAACGUCAUCCACAUUGGAAUGGGCAAUGGCUGAGCUACUCCGCAACCCAGAAAAAUUGUUCAAAGCCCAAGCGGAGCUGAAGCAGACCAUCGGAAAAGGAAAACUGGUUGAGGAAUCCGACAUUGGUCAACUCCCUUACUUACAAGCAAUAAUCAAGGAGACCUUCCGUCUAUACCCAGCAGCACCCUUACUAAUUCCCCGAAAAGCCGAAAUAGAUGUUGAGAUCUGCGGGUACGUUGUACCAAAAGGUGCACAAGUGUUUGUCAAUGCAUGGGCCAUAGGAAGAGACCCUGGCAUUUGGGACAACCCAGACUCGUUCGUGCCAGAGAGGUUUUUGGGAUCGGAAAUUGAUUUUACCGGCAAGAAUUUUGAGCUUAUUCCGUUUGGUGGUGGGAGGAGAAUGUGUCCUGGUAUGCCAUUGGCAGUGAGAAUGGUGAACUUGAUGUUGGGUUCGCUUAUUAACUGUUUCAGUAAUUGGAAGCUUGAAGAUGGAGUUACACUAGAGACUAUGAACAUGGAUCAGAAGUUUGGCCUUACCUUACAAAAAGCUCAGCCUCUCAAAGCUGUGCCCAUGUUAUAGAAGAACCCAGCUUGAUAUCUAUUUCAAGUCCGUACCAUAUAAUUUUUAGAAUCUAAAUAAGAAUCAUGCUUGUAGAUUAUACCUAAAUUUAGCCAAAUUAGUUUGAGAAAUGAUUUGCAUCCGAGUUCGAAUCUGGUCUCUAUAACUUAGAAAUAUUAAGUGUAGAAUAUUUGCUUAUAUAAAAAAAUAAAAAUUUCACGUUUGCUUGUGAGUA